This is a messenger RNA of Cimex lectularius (bed bug), 963 nucleotides long. RefSeq names its product cytochrome P450 6a2-like. The transcript has a single exon. Lineage: Eukaryota; Metazoa; Arthropoda; Insecta; Hemiptera; Cimicidae. The record is from RefSeq and is a predicted model, not a curated record. Gene Ontology annotation, molecular function: monooxygenase activity; iron ion binding; oxidoreductase activity, acting on paired donors, with incorporation or reduction of molecular oxygen. Bases 28 to 948 code for a protein of 306 amino acids.
GUCAGUUUCAAACUAGUAGAUAAUACGAUGGAGUCGCUUACUGAACUGUUUAAUGUUAAAUUUUUAAUUAUUUGUAUUUUCUUUCUAGCUUUCUAUUACUAUGGCAAGUCGACAUACAAUCACUGGAAGAAUUUGGGCGUCGCUUACAUGAAACCAAAAUAUCCCUUAUUUGGCAACUCCUUUGAAAAUGCUUUCAGUAUUAUAUCUACAGUAGAGAAUCAACGCCAAAAAUAUGAUUUUUUCAAAGGGAACCGUUAUGGAGGAAUAUUCCACUUUAGAAAACCUGUACUGUUUUUAAAGGAUCCUGAGUUAAUAGAAAGUGUUUUGAUUAAGGACUUCCCACAUUUUUAUAAUAGAACUACUUAUGUUGACAAAAAAUUGGAUCCUUUAUCAAACCAUCUCGUCCACAUGGAGAACGAACAAUGGAAAAACCUGAGGGCCAAAUUGACACCGAUUUUCAGCUCAGUCAAACUAAAAGGGAUGCAUGAACAACUUCUGGAUUGUACAGAUGAACUGAUUAGGUACAUGGAUCAGUUUUUAAAUCGUAGUCCAUUUGAAACAAGGGAAAUGAUGGGGAAAUUUACUACAGAUGUUAUAGCUUCUUGUGCUUUUGGUCUAAGUGCCAAUGCCAUAAAAGACCCGGAUUCAGAAUUUAGAAGAAUUGGAAAACAAGUAUUCAAGAUUUCUUUUUUAACAAAACUCAGACUAGUUCUUAGAAGUCGCUUUCCAUGGUUGCUUAGAUUAUUGAAUUGGAGAGCCAGGCCUACUAAAGUGCUACAAUUUUUCACAAAUACAGUCAACGAAACAUUAGAAUACCGUGAAAAGAAUAACAUCAAAAGGGAUGAUUUUUUGUACCUCAUGAAUGAGUUGAGAAAGAAAGACCAGCAAUUAAGAAACGGAAAUGCUUCACAUCCUGAUAAUAAAUGCAAGUAUAAUUUAUACUCAUGACAUUUAAUUUAAUGA